CGCAAUGCUUUCGGAUCGGAACGGUUUUGAUUCGCAGCGCCUCGCAACUCGUUAUCAGUAUCAAUCCGCAGUUUCGAUAGUCAUUCGUGAGAUAGUGCGUAUACUAUCUCGAGGACGUUUACUCAUUUUAUUUUAUAGUUUAGUAGUAGAUAUAAACGCACCAUAGAAUCAAUUUCAACAAUGUCAAUCUCAACCAGUGCACGAUACUUGGCUCAGAAUCUUUACAGCAGCUGGUACUGCUUACUCAUUCCUCGCAAUGUUCAUCUCUCACGAUAUCUCUUGCAUGGAGAGUAUGAAUGGCAGGAUCCAAAAAGCGAGGAUGAAGUGGUCAACAUCACCUACAUCGACAAAACCGGAAAGCGAAUGCCGGUUCGAGGUAAAGUAGGUGACAAUGUCCUCUAUCUAGCCCACCGGUUCGGCGUCGAAAUGGAGGGCGCCUGUGAGGCUUCGCUAGCCUGCACAACGUGUCACGUGUACGUCCUGGGGGACUACGGGAGCAAGUUGCCACCUUCGGAGGAAAAAGAAGACGAUCUACUAGACAUGGCUCCAUUUUUGAAGGAAAACUCCCGACUGGGUUGCCAGAUAGUGCUAACCAAAGAGCUGGAAGGUAUGGAACUGCAGCUACCGCAGGCGACGAGGAAUUUCUACGUGGAUGGACACAAACCGAAACCGCACUAGGAUAGGGCCGUUGUUGGGAACCCCAUUGUGUAUAGGGCAGCGAAUUUUGUAGAUAUAUUAUAAUAGCUAGUAGUUACUAUACAUUGUUUGAAGACAUAUUUCGGUUUUAGAGUAUGGAAAUAUAAAAAUAAUUCUCAAAUUUGCUACAGUAAAGUAGGUACUGUUAUGACAAAAAAGUUUGUGGUUCCUGACGAAAUACUGAAAACGCCAAUUAUACACCAGUAAAACUCAUCAGCAGUUCUUAGCAGUGAUACUCAAGCCU
Molecule: messenger RNA, 940 nt
Organism: Aedes albopictus (Asian tiger mosquito)
Lineage: Eukaryota; Metazoa; Arthropoda; Insecta; Diptera; Culicidae
Gene: Fdx1
Product: adrenodoxin-like protein 1, mitochondrial
Exons: 3
Coding region: 181-678 (165 amino acids)
Biological process (GO): P450-containing electron transport chain; positive regulation of oxidoreductase activity
Cellular component (GO): mitochondrion
Molecular function (GO): 2 iron, 2 sulfur cluster binding
Source: RefSeq, a predicted model, not a curated record